GUGACUGAACAUUGCUGUAUUGCUGUAACAACAUGUUAUACACCUCCAUAAUCCACCUGCCAAUCAAACACUUUCCAGACCGGCACUCUCAGUGAGAGGGGACGAUGAGAUUAGGUCAGUGAGGCGCGGUUGACCAGGAUAAUCCUUGCCAAUCUCAUCUAUGGGAUAACACAGCUUGCCUCUCCUCCCACAGACUACUCCAUGCCUCAGUGUCAUACAGGCAGGUAUAAAGAAGCAGAAUGUCUGAUGGACACCACUCAUAUCGCAUCUAAGGAUAUCUAACAGUCCUCCGUGCUUCUUUUAAACACAUCAUUGCAAUUAACUUGAAACCAUGGCAACCUCCACCAGUGCUGACCAGAUCUGUUCACCGGCUGCCACUAAACUGCCGCCAUCUUCUGUCCAGGUGAAGGAAGACCCUCUGUCUGCAUCCUUCCAACUCUUCAGUCUGAUUGAAAUGCGGGAUAGAUUCCUGGAACAAGUCCGGGUAAUAGAUACCUACAUACUGGAACUGUCCGAGAAGAUCGUGAGAGAUGCAGACAAUGGCGGCCAUAUUGGACAUGGGUUACUUCUGCUCAACAGGAAGUGUGCAGCUGAAGGUGUCCGUCAGGUGUACCUACGACUGGCCACAAACAAGAGGAGACAAGUCAGGCAGUGCUACAACUUCAUCAGACAAAACUACGAGAACCAGGACUAUCUUUCAGCAUCUGAUGUGGAUGAGUCACAUGUCCACGAGGUGACGAAGAUUGCUCGAGGACUUAGUAUGGAGUGUUGUGCGUUCCAGCGAUCAUGCUAGCUUUAUGGGAGACUCUCAUGAAACUUGACGUUGAAGAUAUAUGUCUGAUGGACACUGAUGGACAUC
This is a messenger RNA of Haliotis rubra (blacklip abalone), 859 nucleotides long. RefSeq lists its product as uncharacterized. The record is from RefSeq and is a predicted model, not a curated record. The coding region runs from base 332 to 793 and encodes 153 amino acids. The transcript is spliced from 2 exons. Lineage: Eukaryota; Metazoa; Mollusca; Gastropoda; Lepetellida; Haliotidae.